Messenger RNA from Ostrinia furnacalis (Asian corn borer), 2424 nucleotides. It is a transcript of the gene nuf, whose product is annotated as rab11 family-interacting protein nuf. The coding region runs from base 398 to 1786 and encodes 462 amino acids. The record is from RefSeq and is a predicted model, not a curated record. Gene Ontology annotation, biological process: endocytic recycling; regulation of cytokinesis. The transcript is spliced from 14 exons. Gene Ontology annotation, cellular component: recycling endosome membrane; midbody; endocytic vesicle. Lineage: Eukaryota; Metazoa; Arthropoda; Insecta; Lepidoptera; Crambidae.
UGUCUGGCGGCACAUUCAGUCGCCGCGGAACCCUGGCGUAUCUCGCACCUGUGUUGUAUACUCUGUAUAGUGAUGUGUGACGUUCGUAAAUAAAACAAGUUAUUGCAAUCUAACAUUGAUAAAAAGUUUUUUUCAUACGUGGAAAUACUCUGACUUGUGCCCCUGCUGUUGUGAAUUGGAGUUGCCUCGUCAGCAUUUGUGUCUGAGUGGUUUCGAAACAGUGACAACAAGUUUUUCUUGUGUUGUGUUUAGUCCUUGAGUUGGAGGCUUUGGCAUCGGUGACGACGCUCUACGAGUUUGGCGGGCAAUUAGUGGUCAAGAUAAAUCAUCUAUGACAUCACAACCGCGCUGAUCCACCACAGAGGCAGGUCACUCAGAACUGAAGGCGCCGGCGGCCAUGAUGGCGCCCAGCGUGUUCCAAAGGACGAAGUCGCCUCGCUCAUCUCCAGGGAACUUACCAAGGAAACUACAGAACGGCGCCGAAGCAGCCGGCGUUGCAGACCCCACGGCUGACUCCAGCCCUGGCAACUCCAUCUCAGAUGCAGAGAACUUCGAGUGCUAUGGAGAAGGCGACGCAGAUGCACCUGUUAACACAUUAGAAAAUGGCACCAGAAGUCCAGGCAGUAACCUGAACAGACAUUCCUGGACACGAACUAGUUUAAGGCGGACACCACCUAGCCAUCAAGAGAACCUGCCACAUCGGCGAUGGGGCUCCAUGAGACACUCUGGGAAGCGGCAAAUCGGCUCCAAUGUCUUAGCUAGCCAAUUGUACCGGUCGUCGUCAUUCAACUCGUCGGGCUGCGGCUCCGGCGGGGAGCCGGCGGACGACAUGUAUUCCGACGUGUCGCUGGAGGAGGACGUGCAAGGACUUAACUAUAAGGUCCAACUCCUGCAGCAGCAAGUGACGUCACUGGCCGACACACAGAGCACGGCUGAUGAGCGGUACGCGAGGGCGAAGGCCGACAACGCCGUGCUGCAAGCCAGGGUCCACAUGCUGGAUGAGCAGAUCAGAGAAAUCGAGUGCAGAUGCGAGGAGCGCAUCGCGGAGGAGCAGCGGCGGUGCCGCGAAGCCAUCGCCAGGGUGGAGCGGGACAGAGACGCGCAGAUGGCGGUGCUCACCGACCGACUGGCCACUGCCGAGGCGGAGGCCUCUGAUCUCAAGCAAGAGGUGGGAAGACUCCGUGGCGUAGCUGAAACCCUCAGAGCGAACGCUGAAAUAUCAGUUAGAGCUCACCGCGAAGCCCAAGAGCAGGUUGGUGAGCUCGCUGCCCAGCUCAACGCAGCAAGAGAGGCAGAAAGGCGUGAGAGAGAAGCUGCAGCUGCUACAGCAGACUUGCUGGCUGCGGCUAAACUGGAACUUCAAAGAUUGAGAGAUGCGCCUCCACCCCCACCAGAUCCGAGGCUCGAUGAAUUGAGAAAGGAACUCACGCUGCUUAGGACACAGAAUAAAUCUCUAUCGGAAGCGCAAGAAGAACUGCAGGCCCAGAUUCUAACACUCGGAGUGGAAGAAGGCCGCAGCCUGCUGGACGGCGUCAGCGGCCCUCUCGUUGGAACCAACUCCUUGGCGCAUGAACUCUCACAGAUGAGCGAUGACGAGCUCCAUGGUAGCGAUACACAAACUGAUCUCGACAUAGAGAUGGAAAAGUUGCAGAAAGCUUUAAAAGAACAACAAGAUGUCAACGUCCAACUGCGAAAUUACAUAGACGGUAUCCUAUUGACAAUUGUAGAGAAUUACCCGCAAUUACUGGAGGUCAAAUAUCAAAAGGAUUUAGGGGAGAAGUCAUAACAUAUGAUGAUACAGUUCAAAGUUUUCCAAUUCAACAUUUCGGCAUUAUUUAAUUUUGAUAUUUUAUUACAUUUUUAUUGGUUUUCACGUAUAAAAAUUAUAUUACGAAAAAAAUUAUCGAUUUUGAUGUUAAGUGUAAUGUUUGUACUGUGAUAAAAAGAAAUAGAUAAUUAUUUGUUUCGUGAAUGAAAAAUUAAAUCUUAUGUUAUGUUGAAAGUCUUCUCCAUAAAUGUUUGUAAAUAGUUUGUCGUAUAAAUAAUAAUAUACCUACUUUAACAUUAAGGACCUGNUGGAACUGUUCCUUUUAAUGUGUAUAAUAUUAAAGGCUCUUUAUGUUAGUAGGUAUGUUCUUACAAUGUUAAUGAAAUAGAGUUUUAGAAUUAAUAUUUUAUACAGAUCUGUGCAAACUAUGCGUAUUGUUAUUAGUAAUUACGCAAAGGCCAGGCCGUCCAUAACGUUUAUAAACUACUUAAAGCAAUUAUUAUGAAAGACUGGGAGCGAAUGUUAAUUUUGGGUGCAUAAGAUAGUUAAUUUGUAAUAAAAAUAUUUAGGUAGAAUCACUAAAAAAUCUAAAAUGCCUAAAGCCAUUAAAAUGAAGCGUGAGAACCUAAUUGGGUCUGCAGCUUCAACCCCUAGAU